GUGUUUAGGGCCAAGACCUGACUACAUAUGGAGAGUUGGUAGCAGAAGGAAUGUUUCGUAUGUUAGGAGCUAAAGCAUCACGCCAUUUGUUUCUUUUUGAUAAAAUGCUGUUGAUUGUGAAGAAAAAGGAGGAAGGAAAACUAAGCUACAAAGGACACAUAACUUGCUCAAACUUGAUGCUGAUAGAAAGCAUCCAGGGAGAACCACUUUGUUUCCAUGUUAUUCCAUUUAAUAAUCCUCGACUUCAGUACACAUUCCAGGCACAUAACUUGAAGCAGAAACGAGAGUGGUGUCUUGAGCUAAAACGAGUAAUACUGGAAAACUAUAAUGCUGUGAUUCCAUCCAAGGCUCGGCAGCUUGUUAUGGAGCUUGGUCAGAAUAAAGAAACAGAAUCGGGAUUAUCUGACAAAAGCAAUUCCAAGCGUCACCUCUCAGCACCCGAGUACUUAGAAAAACGAAAACAGGAGAGAAGAAAAUCCGAGAUCAGCUUGAAUAAAACUUUCAAGUUAAAGAAAGGAAACAAGAAGAAUGAUAUGCUCAGUCCUAAAGGAUCCCCAGCUGAGAAACAUAGAGGAAGGAAAUUUCGAAGUGCCAGUCAUGAUGCCACAGCAUUUCUUUCUGUUCCCUCACACCAUCAGGAACGUCGAGCUAGUUUUGACAUUGCUUGUAGUCCAAUCCAAAGAACAAUGUAUUGUUUUGAAAAUGCUAAUAAGCCCGAUAUAGCCACAAACGACAGUGCAAAGAUUUUUCUGCCAUCACCCAUCUCCACACAGAAUGAAGGUGCUACUAUUGAUAUGGAUGAUGAAAGCUCUCUAUCAGAUAUCCCUAAAACCCCAGAAAAAAUUAAAAAUGAGAACUCUCACUGGAAUGCUUGGAACAAUCUACCAGAUGAAACUACAGAUACCGAGAUAGAAGACAACUAUGAUAAGACUGGAAUUAAUCGUAUUCUUCAGCAUUGUCCACCUUUAAGACAAGUCAGAACAGAGAAAGAGAUGCUGGAAGACCUUGCUGGAGAGUAUGUUACUUUUGUCUUUGCUCACCGAUAUGCUUGUCGGGAUCUAUCGAAAUCAAAUGAAAGGAGGAGUUCACAAUUUUCAACACAUCAGAGUUAUAGAAGUACAACUGCUAAUCAGUUAAAUCAGUCAGGAACUUCAAAGGAAAAUAGAAUAAAACCUGUUAGCAAAUCAGCAUCAUCGUCUCUUGCAAAUAUUACAAAGCAAGGUUCUUUUAAUGAUAACAGUAAUAAAGAUGGAGAUUAUGAUAAUCUAAUUAAUCUGUGGUAUAACUUAGAAACAACCCCUGUAGGAACAAAAAAUAGUGGAGAAAUUUGUAGCACCAUGGAUGCACCAUUAUGGAAACAAAAUGCUGUUAUUCAGAGAGUUCACUCUUACACUUCAAUAACAAAAGUCAAAGUUCCCUCUGCAAGUCUUGAUUACUCACAUUCAUUUCGACAACCAUCUACAAAAAAUCCUGGCUUACCUCAUAAACCCAAAAUAAUACCUCAAGCUGAAACUCAGAGUAAAGAUUAUGAAGAGCUUACUUUAUUCUCUGUCCCUCCUACUCCUGCUUCAAAUUUUAGAGAAAAUCUCAACCAAACUGUUCCAGCUAUGUGUUUAACACAACGAAAUAACUAUUUCUCAAAUAACUGUAGAUCAUUCCAUAAAAGUUCUCAGUUUGGCUGGAAUCACAAUGUUGAACUAGAGUCACGCAAGUCAGUUGACUACCAAGAUGUUGCAAGAAGUAAAAUGAGAGUAAAAACAAAUCAUAAUCAAUAUGGUGAUCAUCAAUCAUUCAUCGGUACAUCAAAAAGAUCCUUUCCUGAAGAUUUUAUGGAUGACUUGAAGCAUUACAUGGCUUCAUCCUCCCACACAAAACAUCAGAAUUUUAGGUUUCCUGUUAAUUCUAGAGAUACAUUGGCAACCUGUGCUACAACUCCUGCAGCUAGUAUAGAGAAUAUGUCUCUUCAUCCCGAACACAGAUUAUAUCGACAGGUAAGCUCUAGAUAUGCUACUCUUAGAGCUGUGAUAUCCAGUAUUAGCUCCAAGAUAUCGGUUCUGAAAGUUAAUCUUGGUUAUUCUAUGACUGAUCAGUCAGAUAAUGAAUCUAUGAUGUCACAUACCAGUGAUUCUCCAAAGUCAGUACAACUUGCAAGUCAUUCAGGUACCAGAUCUGAUCAAGACACUGACCAUAAGGUGCCUAAAACCCACAUUAGCAAUUCUUUUGUGAGAGUUUGUUCUACCACAAAGAAGCAACAACUUGGGAAAGAUGUAGAGGCUAGAAAAACUAAAUCCAUUUUAAAUAACGUUAUAAGAAGAAAAAAUUCUGUUCAUAUUCAAAAACCAGGGAGUUCAGUCAUUGGUGCUCGCAUAGCUGGCUUACAUGAAGCAGAAUACUGCGUACCUAGUUCUCUUUUUGUGUGCCAUAAGCUGAGGUCAAGCAAAGAGAUAGAAGUACGUCCAGAUAGUUUGCUGUCUAAUUCUUCAAAUAUUACUUCAUCCAGUGAUGGAGAUAAAUUCUCUGGAGGAAGUGACUUUCAUUCAACUCUUGAAUCUUUGGUACCAUUAUCAGGAAAUGUUACACACACAGUUGUAAAUGACAGGGAAACUUUAUUAGACAAUAGUGAAGAUUCUGAAGACAGCUUUUAUGAGAGGUCUUUUGAGGCAAUUGAAGGUACCAUGUCAGAAGACCUUUUUCGAGACUCUGCUAUUUAUAGUGAUCCUGAUAAUGCUGAUCUCAGUACUGAGGAGUUUUCUCCAAUAGCAAAACAUGAAGAAUUUUUGGCACCAUGUGAAUUUCAAAAAAAUUACAAGACUAAAAACCAUAUAGAGGAUAACAACAAGGAUUUAUAUUGUUUAGAUAAACUGACCUGUGGGAAUAAUAUUCAGAAUUGUGAAAAACUAUAUUGUAAAACAAAUCUUGAUCAUCCUGAGCAAACAAUAAAGGACACUGAGGAUGUAGAAAUAAAAAAAGACUCAAAUUUUUCAGAGUUAACACUAGAAAAAGUACAUAAUACUGUGCCUCGACGCAUAGAAAUCUUAAGUACUCGCCCUGUCAAUGUUGCAAUAAUACAAAAGUUUAAAAACUUGAGAGAGAAUAAUAAAUUUCAGAAAGAACUUACACCAUCACCAGCGGAUAAUAUAAGUAUUGAAAACAAAAAGAAAGAAACUGAUGACAUUCAGAAAACAUUCAUACCAUCAGUAGUAAAAAGACAGAACUUUAUAACCCAGAGAAAUUUGGAUUCAUCACUAGUGGAAAGUUUCAAAACUAUUCAACAGAAACAGCAGGAUAACAUAAAAAAUCAAAAAGAGCCUAGUCCAUCAUUAGUAGAGGGAUCAACAACUAAUCAACAAAGGAACAGGAAUAAUACUGUAAUUCAAAAAGAAUGUACUCAUUCAUUGGUAUGUGGUUUGAAGAGCAUCCAACAAAGAUGGUGUACUCAGAAGUCCAACCAAUACAUUGAGGAAGAUGAAUCCAGCUCAGAGUUUCCAAAUCCUUGCUUAAACACAGUCACAGAAUCAGUUAUCAAGGAAGUAACGACUUUAUUCAACUCUGUAGAGCCUUUUGAUACACAACCACUUCCAGUAAAAGGAUGGGUGAAGCAUAUUGUAAGCAAAUUUCAGAACGAAAGUUAAUUAUAAAUGUAAUGAUCUAUACUUUCUUUACAUUUUAAUACGCAUCUGUAAUUUUGUACAGAAAUGUAUAUCCUUGUUAUAAUUGUAGUAAAUAAAUAACAGUGAAUGUG
This is a messenger RNA of Limulus polyphemus (Atlantic horseshoe crab), 3742 nucleotides long. RefSeq lists its product as uncharacterized. The record is from RefSeq and is a predicted model, not a curated record. The transcript has 8 exons. The coding region runs from base 51 to 3632 and encodes 1193 amino acids. Lineage: Eukaryota; Metazoa; Arthropoda; Merostomata; Xiphosura; Limulidae.